Messenger RNA from Vicia villosa (hairy vetch), 1416 nucleotides. RefSeq lists its product as uncharacterized. Lineage: Eukaryota; Viridiplantae; Streptophyta; Magnoliopsida; Fabales; Fabaceae. The transcript has a single exon. The record is from RefSeq and is a predicted model, not a curated record. Bases 1 to 1416 code for a protein of 471 amino acids.
AUGGCUGGCAACAACAACAACGUCAACGUCCGAAACCCUGAUCCCUUCCAUCUGGACAAUCUCAUCCAAGGUUCCGCCCCCAAGGGGACGAAUCGACAUCGGCGGGAGGGACAACAGCAUACCGCUGACGGGCAAGGGAGAUCGAGGCAUGAGACCUCGCAACCUAACAGAAGACAACAACCUCAGAACGUCGAGCAAGUUCAAAACGGUGGGAACGAGCAGCCUCAACCCCAGAACGGACCGGAGCAAGCUCAAAACCUGAACGAAACUGACGCCAGAGACGGGCAGGUCGCCUCCUUAUUCACCCAUACCUCUGAGAGGCGGAGAGUUCAAUACGAAGAUGAACAAGAACAAGUAGAUAUCCCCGAGGAAGCCGACUCCACAACCGUCCUCUUGCUCAAAGAACUACAGAAGACCAACCGCCUCAUCCGGCUUCAAGGUGACCGCAUUGACGAGCUGGAAAGGAAGCGACGAUAUCGUUCCCCCCCGCGGAGAUACUAUCGGUCGCGUUCCUAUUCUUCCUCGCGCUCACCGCCGGGGAGGUAUCAUCGGCGUUCCCCGUCCUCUUCACGCUCCCCACCUAAAAGGUAUCAUCGUCAGAGAUCAUAUUCUUGCUCUCUACCACAAAAGAGCAGAAACAAUCAGAGACCUGAAGACACAGAAAUUGGGAGCCUCUCUCUCGAGCGAGAUUCCCGGGGCCCCUCCAAGGCUGUGCUAAAACCCCGCGAGCGUUCCCCUCCCCGGGACAACCGCAAGAACCCAGGCAAAACACAGGGAAAACCCCGGCGAAACAGACACUCGACCUCUCCAGGUCCAAGUGACGAGGAAGACUUCCGCAGCCCCUUGUCCGAAAGCAUCCGAAGAGCUCGUCUUCCACGGGGAAUGGAAAAACCACCAACCUUGGACCUAUACGACGGAACUACCAAUUCCGACGACCAUAUUCGGAGCACCGAAGCCGUCAUGGAUUAUCACGUCGUCCGAGGGUCCAUCAAGUGCCGCAUCUUUCCGACCACACUCAGGAAAGGGGCGAUGACAUGGUACAGGAAUCUUCCUCCCAACUCCAUCCACUCCUGGACCGAGCUCAAGGAACUCUUUUUGAGCCAUUUCACAGCCUCCCGUCGGCAACCAAAGUCAGAAGCGAACCUCGAGGCUGUGAUCCAAGGAACCAACGAACCUCUCCGAAAAAUACCUCGACAGGUUCAACAAAGAGACCGUUCAAGUACAGACGACCGACUACAUGAAGAGAUACCUCCUAGAGCGAGGACUCCUCCCCGAAAGCGAUUUCAAAAAGGCUAUAAAAAUCGAGAAGGUGCACACCAUGAACGCCCUCCUCCACAAGGCCCAAGCCUUCAUCGCUUUCGAAGAAGGCGAAGCAGCUGCGAUAAAGGUUUCAAGGGGCAACGAUGCUGCCCGUAG